AGAAUGCUCGUCUGGUAUAUAUGGUUUAAGGGAAUGUUUUUCUUUGCUAAUUUGCUAAUCUGACCAGAGGCGUUGUGAUGUGUUCAAGGGGUUACUGCUCGUACCACGCGAGAACGUGGUUGAUGAUUAACAAGCAAAUGUUAUUUAGGCCUCGCGACCAUUGCUGGCAGGCUGCGUUUCACUUCCUCCUCAGCAGCUUGCUUCGGCUUCACUAUGAACGCUCGUCACAUCUCCGAGCCCAGGUGGUGUCGUCUUCCUUCUCAAGGCUCAAUGGGUCAGGGUCACCUGAGCUCGCCCCGAGACCACACACCAGCGCCACGGCCACCGCCCGUGACCGGCAUGGAAUGUUCGCAGUUGCGUCCAUCGACAGGCCAGCGAGAGCGAUACUGUCCAGUGUGCCUGCAGGCGGCCAGCUUCCCCGUUCAGACCAACUGCGGACAUUUAUUCUGCGCUCCAUGUUUGAUCGCCUACUGGAGGCACGGGACAUGGUUGGAUGCAGUCAACUGUCCCCUCUGUAGACAGAAGGUGAGCGUCAUGUGCCAGCUGUUUAAUGAGAGCAGACUGGACCAGCAGUCCAAGGACGUUCUGGGCCAAAUAAGCGACUACAACAAGCGCUAUUCUGGAGCGCCCAGACGGAUCCGAGACUACCUGUCCGACGCGCCUCUCCUACUGCAGCUGGCGGUUCGCGGUUUGGGCGCCCUAGGUGGUCUGGUGUGGCUCUUCUUCUUGCGGGUGGCGCUUUGCUGCGUGGGUACCGCUGUCUCCAUGGCCGCCCCGCCGUCGUCAUCGUCUGGUUCCCCAAAAGCGGUCCCGUCCCUCUGCAGCCUCUUGGGGCUGCUGGACGACCUGGUGGUGGUGGUCCUGCUCCUCCUGUGCGUCCUGAACGUCAAUCAUCAGAUGGCACCGGAGAGAGGGCACUCUACAAGCACGCAAGUGGUGGACAGCUAGAAGACCACCCACACAAACCAGCCACGUGCUAGGGUUUACACAUUGUCUUUUUCAAAUUAUGUACAUUAAUUGGCCUUCUUAUUAGUGCCGAACAUCCUUGUAAAUAUACUGUAUGUUUUUAUGUAUAAAAUACAAUAUUUAUUAUUUUCUCCAAUAUCAAACGUCUUUAAUGUUCAAAUUGUUUGACUUUUGUUUUAAUAAAACUUUUAAGUCAUUUUUA
Phyllopteryx taeniolatus (common seadragon) is the source of this 1168-nucleotide messenger RNA. Its product is annotated as RING-HC_RNF170 domain-containing protein. Gene Ontology annotation, molecular function: ubiquitin protein ligase activity. The transcript has 6 exons. Bases 214 to 948 code for a protein of 244 amino acids. Lineage: Eukaryota; Metazoa; Chordata; Actinopteri; Syngnathiformes; Syngnathidae. The record is from RefSeq and is a predicted model, not a curated record.